Messenger RNA from Panicum virgatum (switchgrass), 1306 nucleotides. RefSeq lists its product as uncharacterized. The record is from RefSeq and is a predicted model, not a curated record. The transcript is spliced from 4 exons. Lineage: Eukaryota; Viridiplantae; Streptophyta; Magnoliopsida; Poales; Poaceae. The coding region runs from base 679 to 984 and encodes 101 amino acids.
AAGCCUUCUUCCUCCGUUCCACAGUGCGAUCCCCUUCCCCCUUCCAGAACUCUCGCCCCUCCGUCUCGCACAUUCCGUCGCUUCACUUCCCGUUUCCGCUCUUCCCCUCUUCCUCAAUCCUCACCGCCGCCCUCUCCUCUAUCCAAAUCCACUACAUCCCAAACCGCCAACUCCCAUUCCCCGCACGCGGGCGAGAUCCGAUGAGGCCGCGCUCCACCAGCGCCGCCGCGACGCCGCCGACGAGCCCGAAGCCCGGCGCCACCAAGCGGCAGCGGAAGUCGGUGCCGCUCGGCGACGUCACCAACCUCUUCCUCCGCCCCGAGACCCCGACCCGAUCAAGCCCAGAAGGACUGCACGCCGGCCCGUCCCCGCGCCCUCUGUCGCCUCCGCUGUCUCCUCUACCUGCUCCUCAGCCUCGGUCACGCCCGCGCUCAAGCCGUCCUCCUCCGCGUCGGCCACGCCCGCGCCCGGCUCGUCCGCCUCCGCCCCUGUCACGCCCGCGACCCAACCGUCGUCCUCCGCCACGGUCACGCCCGCGGCCAGGCCUCCCCCUCCACCGCCUCGGCCACGCCCACGCCCGAGCCGUCGUCCGCCGCCACGGUCACGCCCGCGCCCAAGCCGUCCUUCGCCGCCGUCCUUGAGGAGGAGGGGAGCGUGUUCGAUUCGCCGACCAUCUGCAUGGUUUACGCGAGGCGCAGGACUACGGAGGUUGAGACAGAGGGAUGGAUCAACCCCACCAUCACCAACAAGGGCAAGGAACCCAUUGGCGCUGCCGCGAGUUGCCCCCCUCUUGGAAAAUCUGAGAAAAGGGAUACUCGGCCCAUCUCUUCAUCAGCUCCUUGCCGUGAAGCCAAAAAGAAGUGGCCUCUUGCAAGGACACCCAAGUUACCAGAAGAAUUUGUGAAGAAGCAGAGAGCAUACUUUGCAGACGUGGAUGCCUUUGAACUGGCAGAGGAAGAGGUAUCAGAAUCUGAGCUGGAGUGAAUGAAAACUGGAGAGCUAAAGCUCCCCCUAUCCUAGAACACGUGGCCUUUCAUGUACAUAGGUAGUUUAGUGGUAGAAUUGCUUUUACUACGAAGUUACGAUGGCUAAGGUAUGUUAGCAAUGUAUAGCUAGUUCUUUUUGUAACACGGGGCCAAACCUUGGUGAUCGCUGGAGCAUGCCUUAGUAUAGGCAACUAUUAACGUUAGUAUUAGUUGUAGCAUAGUACAACUGUAUGAGAACAUAAGAAGGGUCUGUUGGGACUUGCACAGCGCUAAUCGCUCGAUCUCUUUGUGUUUCAUCAAAAAAAAGUAGCUCUGGAUUA